Messenger RNA from Rubroshorea leprosula, 1181 nucleotides. The record is from the annotation of a GenBank genome assembly. Lineage: Eukaryota; Viridiplantae; Streptophyta; Magnoliopsida; Malvales; Dipterocarpaceae.
AUUAAGAUAUGUAGACCAACAUGUUGCUUGCUUAUAUCAAAUUUAAUUUAUUAGUAAGGUUCAACAAACUUUUGGUAAUACCAUUUAAAAAACCAAAAAAACUUCUGGUAAUAAUGAUUAAGGAAUGUUCUAAUUUUUUGAGUUUAAAAAUGGCAAGUAUUUCUUCUCCCUUCUUCCUCUUGUGCAAUGAUAGAGAGAAGAAGAAAAAGGCAGGCUUGACAAGGAAUCAUGGAUUGCUCUAUCUGUACUUCCAUGCCCUUUAUUCUAAGGCCUCCAAGGAAUACAAUCUGUACUGCCUGUUAUGAAGGAGCCAGAAACGUAAUCGCCAUGAUGAACAAGCUUGAAGGUCAAAGUAAAGCAACUGAAAAGGAAAAGCCAAACAAUUCUGUCAUGUCUCCCCCGCCCAAUUCCUGUAAGCCACUUGCAAAUGUUACAAAAUGGAUGAGUAACAUGAAGGAAACCGAAGAUGAUCUUAAGAAGCAAAUAAACUUCUUGAGUGGGCUUAUUGUGGCAUUCAGAGAACAAAUUCACACAGAUAUACAACUCAAGCCAGGGAACAAUGGUCCCUGCAUACCAGCACACAGAGCGUUACUGGCAGCAAGAUCAGAAAUCUUCAAGAACAUGCUAGACUCAGAUGGCUGCAAGGCCGCACCAGAUGAUACUAUUACCCUCCCUGAGUUGAAUACCGAAGAGCUCGAGUCCCUCUUGGAGUUCCUCUACAGCGGAAGUUUGCCUGCAGUGAAGCUGGAGAAACAUGUAUUUUCAUUGUUUGUUGCGGCUGAUAAGUAUGAAAUUCCAUACUUGCAAGAGUUCUGCGAACACUAUAUGUUGGAUUCCUUGAAUGCAUCAAAUGUUCUUGAUGUUCUGGAGAUCUCAGAUGUUUGUUCAAACAAAACACUCAAGGAAACUGCCCUUGACUUCAUCGUCAGAAACAUGGAGGAAAUAGCUUUUUCAGCGAAGUACGAAGUUUUUGCACCCAAGAAUCCACAUUUAUGCGUUCAGAUUACAAGGGCAUUCUUCAUCGACGCCAAAAGCAAAAGAAUUGAUGCCCUUUGAAUCUUUUAUAAAUCAGCACAAAAUAAUUCUUUGAUUCUCCGAAAAAAUCAAUGCUUUUUUUGUUUUUUUGUUGAUUUUGCGCUGUGUAUUUCCAAUUCUAUUAAUAUUAAACUUCCAUACUAUGC